UUUAGCGCCACCGUAUCGGGGGCGAGCACGCGAGAGAGAGAGAGAGAGAGAGAGAGAGUGGAGGAUGGCUUCUCUCGCGACCGGAAGCUCAUCGAAGAAUCAGAAGCGUCUGGUCUUCGACAGGCGCUAUGGCUGGAUCUAUGAUCAGUGGAAGGAUCCCUCAGAAGAAGCCUUAUCUGCUGGCCGCGGAAUGUUCUGUAUUUUGCCACUUGCCAGAGCUUUAUUGGCUAUUAUGCUGCAAGCGGUUGAUAUUGCAUCCGACUGUGUGAUCAAAUUCGUUGACAGACCCAAACAGAGGCUCUCAGUGCAAGCUUUUACAACAGAUCUUUAUAGUCAAUUUCAGAAAUUCAGGGCUUCCAUUCCAAAAACAAGGCUCAAUGUGACCUUGAAAAGCGAUUCAUCCAUACUUUCAUGCGGCUGCUUUGAAUUAGUUCAGCAAGAAGGUGAUGAUUCAGAAAACAUGUAAGAAUGCUAGAUGGCACCAACAUCACCAGUCGUCAGUGUUUCAUUGAUGUAAAGUUAUUAACUACUUACCAAACUUUGAUUAUUCUUAGACUCAGGUAUAAGGCGUCUUUGUGGUUUUGAUGUAUUUGGUGUUCUAUUCAAUGUGCCAAAGAUGAUCAUGAUUCUAGCUAAUACACUUCUUAAAUAAACUGCAAA
Nymphaea colorata (pocket water lily) is the source of this 660-nucleotide messenger RNA. RefSeq lists its product as uncharacterized. NCBI's taxonomy places the organism in Eukaryota, Viridiplantae, Streptophyta, Magnoliopsida, Nymphaeales, Nymphaeaceae. The transcript is spliced from 4 exons. The record is from RefSeq and is a predicted model, not a curated record. Bases 65 to 466 code for a protein of 133 amino acids.